Camellia sinensis is the source of this 728-nucleotide messenger RNA. The record is from RefSeq and is a predicted model, not a curated record. NCBI's taxonomy places the organism in Eukaryota, Viridiplantae, Streptophyta, Magnoliopsida, Ericales, Theaceae.
AUGACGGCUAGCGGUGGUGCGGUGCUUAGUGAGAAAGUCCCUUCUGAACUGGAGAGGACUGAUUGUUGGAGGGUAUUCUAUCAAGGUGCUGCAUUUCCUACUCUUCAGAUCUUAUCUCCAGUUGGUUCAGUUUUCCUUGCUGCUCAUCUCUAUCAUGAAUUGUGUGGAAGAAUGAUUUCAAAGGGACAACUAAUUGAGGUAACUCCCAGCAUAAUUGAAUUAUUUUCUGACACGAGGCAUUUAUUCUUUAGAUCCUUGGCGAUAACACUAUUACCUGUCAUUGCCGAUACUCUUACUGAAAAAGUAUCAAAUUGGGCAAAUGUUGUUUUAGCUUAUGAGCCUGUUUGGGCCAUUGGAACUGGAAAGGUUGCAAGCCCUGCCCAAGCUCAGGAGGUGCAUGCUGAAUUGAGGAAAUGGCUUCAAGCGAACACCAGCCCUAAAGUUGCUGCUACAACCCGGAUUAUCUAUGGAGGUUCAGUCAGUGGUGCUAACUGCAAAGAAUUGGAAGCAAAACCAGAUGUUGAUGGUUUUCUGGUUGGUGGAGCUUCUCUUAAGCCGGAAUUCAUAGACAUUACCAAGGCUGUUGAGGUGAAGAAAAGUGCCUAAGUUGGUAUCAUCAGUUAUUGGUAGGUGAGAUUUGAAGUUUUUGUUAAAUGAGGUUUGACGAUGGAUUAGUACAAAGCCUCAGAGAGAGAUAAAGACUAUGCCUUGUAAGCUUGGCUAAAAUG